UGCUUGCCAACAACCGAUUCAGGGGCCAAUUCCUGAAUUUUAGAUGCCUCCUCCUCUCAGUUGGAUACCCUAGAUUUGAGUGGCAAUAGAUUAGAAGGGCCUAUUCCUAUGUCAAUUUUUGAACUUAAAAACCGUCAUAUCCUCUUACUUUCUUCCAACAAGUUAAAUGGCACUGUACAGCAAGAUAUGCUUCAAAAGCUUGGUAAUCUAACUAGCCUUGAUCUUUCGUACAACAGCUUGGCAGUAAAUUCUAGUAGUAGCGGUUCUUUCCCUCCCCAGAUUAGCACAUUGAAAUUGGCCUCUUGCAACCUGAACGUAAUUCCUAAUCUAAAGAACCAAUCGAACUUAUAUCAGUUAGAUCUUUCCGACAACAAAAUUUCUGGGGAAAUACCUAACUGGAUUUGGGCAGUUGGUAAUGGGAAACUCAUAAAUCUAAAUUUCUCAUAUAAUCUCCUGGUGGGUCUGCAAGAACCUUAUUCUGUUUCUGACCUGAGUGCUCUUGACUUACAUUCCAACCUUCUUCAAGGAAAGAUACCAAAACUACCACCAAAUGCUGUGUAUGUGGAUUACUCAAAUAACUCUUUCACUUCAAUUCCAGCUGACAUCGGUAAUUUCCUCUCUAUCACUGUGUUUUUUUCCCUUUCAGACAAUAGCCUUACUGGAGUUAUCCCUGAAUCAAUAUGUAAUGCUACAUUUCUUCAAGUUCUUGACUUAUCAGACAAUAAUUUAAGUGGCAGGAUACCGCCGUGUUUAAUUGAAAGCAGCUAUAAGCUUGGUGUACUGAACUUGAGGAGAAAUAGUCUUCAUGGCAUUAUUUCUGGUACAUUUCCUGAAAAUUGUACACUACAAACGGUCGAUCUGAGUGAUAAUCAGCUAGAAGGAAUGGUUCCAAAAUCUCUGGCCAAUUGUGCAAAGCUGGAGAUUUUAAAUAUUGGGAACAACCAAUUCAGCGACACAUUUCCGUGCUGGUUAAACAAUGUCUUCAGUUUGCACAUCCUAGUUCUACGAUCCAACAAAUUUCACGGGGAAAUUGAUUGUCCAGAGUUGAAAGGCUCCUGGCCAAUGCUUCAAAUUUUCGACCUAGCUUCCAACAGAUUUAGUGGAAGACUACCUCAAAAAUACUUGACGACCUGGGUGGCAAUGAUGGCUGACAGUGCCCAAUCAGAGCUCAAACACCUCCAGUUUGAGAUCCUGGCACUAAGCUCAUUAUACUACCAGGAUGAAGUGACAGUUACCAGCAAAGGUCUACAGAUGGAGCUAGUGAAGAUCCUAACUGUAUUUACCUCCAUUGACUUGUCAUGCAAUAAUUUUCAAGGGCCAAUACCAGCAGAGAUAGGGCUAUUAAAAUCACUCCAUAUUCUCAACUUGUCUUACAAUGCUUUCACAGGCCCACUCCCAUCACCUGUAGAAAACAUGAGACAACUAGAGUCCUUGGACCUCUCAGUGAACAACCUGACCGGGGUAAUCCCUGCACAGCUUGCAAGCCUAAAUUUCCUGUCGUUCUUGAAUGUGUCGUAUAAUCACUUCGUUGGAAAGAUCCCGACAGGGACUCAACUCCAAUCAUUUUUAUCAACUUCUUUUGAAGGCAAUAAAGGAUUAUGUGGGCCACCUUUGACAACUGAUUGCACAAACUCCAGCAUGUUACCACCUCCACCACCAGCUUCACCAAACAGUGAAAUUGAUUGGCUGUUUAUAAUGAUGGCAAUUGGUUUCGCGGUAGGCUUUGGAGCCGUUGUUGCACCCCUGAUGUUUUCCAAGAAGGUAAACAAAUGGUAUGACGAUUGCAUCAGCAAGUAUAAGGUGAAAUUUGUCAGUUGCCAGGCCAUGCCGAAUUAACCAUUUGUUGCGGCUCCUA
Messenger RNA from Pistacia vera, 1855 nucleotides. Its product is annotated as receptor-like protein 33. The record is from RefSeq and is a predicted model, not a curated record. NCBI's taxonomy places the organism in Eukaryota, Viridiplantae, Streptophyta, Magnoliopsida, Sapindales, Anacardiaceae. The coding region runs from base 109 to 1836 and encodes 575 amino acids. Gene Ontology annotation, molecular function: protein binding. The transcript is spliced from 2 exons.